This is a messenger RNA of Periophthalmus magnuspinnatus, 1111 nucleotides long. Its product is annotated as carbonyl reductase [NADPH] 1-like. The transcript has 7 exons. Gene Ontology annotation, molecular function: carbonyl reductase (NADPH) activity. The record is from RefSeq and is a predicted model, not a curated record. Bases 121 to 945 code for a protein of 274 amino acids. NCBI's taxonomy places the organism in Eukaryota, Metazoa, Chordata, Actinopteri, Gobiiformes, Gobiidae.
UUGGUCUCUGCACGUUCGUGUUGGACUGACGGCUCUGUGUCCUCUCACUCUGUGUCCUCUCACUCUGUGUCCUCUCACUCUCUGUCCUCUCACUCUGCUGCACGCGCUCAUCACGCAGCCAUGACCAAGGUUGCCGUGGUAACUGGCAGUAACAAGGGCAUCGGUCUGGCCAUCGUCCGCGCGCUGUGCAAACAGUUUGAGGGCGACGUCUACGUCACAGCGAGAGACAAAGGCCGGGGCGAGGACGCAGUGAAAGCUCUGACCUCUGAAGGACUGAAGCCCAAGUUUCAUCAGCUGGACAUCAAUGACCUGAGCAGCAUCACCACGGCGGCGGCGUUCUUCAAAGACACGUACGGAGGAGUGGACGUCCUGGUCAACAACGCCGGCAUCGCGUUCAAAAUGGCAGAUCCGGCUCCAUUUCCUGUCCAAGCCGAGGUGACUCUUCAGACCAACUUCUUUGCCACCAGAGACAUGCUCACACACUUCGUGCCGCUCAUGAAGCCAGGAGGCAGAGUGGUCAACGUGUCCAGUUUUGUGGGGAGUCGAACCUUGAACCAGUGCAGUAAAGAACUUCAGGCCCGAUUCCGCAGUGAGGACAUCACAGAGGAUGAGCUGGUGGAGCUGAUGAAGAGGUUUGUGGAGAAAACUAAAAGUGACCAGCACAAAGAGGACGGCUGGCCCCAGACGGCUUAUGGAGUGUCCAAGACCGGCCUGACGGUUCUAUCCAUGAUUUUGGCUCGUCGGCUGUCCAAGGAGAGGCCUCAGGACAAUAUCUUGCUGAACGCAUGCUGUCCAGGCUGGGUACGCACAGACAUGGCAGGUGACAAAGCUCCAAAGUCUCCAGAUGAGGGCGCCAUCACCCCCGUGUACCUGGCACUGCUGCCCCCUGGAGCCACAGAGCCACACGGGCGCUUCGUCUCCGAUAAGGAGGUGCAGUCGUGGUGAAGUCAUUCCAGUUGCUGUGACCUUUACUCUCCACAGAGACGUCUCACAAUGUGCCGUUUAAACACAAAUCAAACUGCAAAAAUGUGUGUUUUUUUUUUUAUAUAAUCAAAGUUAAAAUACAACAAUUGAUGGGUAGAAUGAUUUUGAUUUUAAAUAAAUGCCUUUU